Molecule: messenger RNA, 1311 nt
Organism: Exophiala spinifera
Lineage: Eukaryota; Fungi; Ascomycota; Eurotiomycetes; Chaetothyriales; Herpotrichiellaceae
Exons: 1
Coding region: 1-1311 (436 amino acids)
Biological process (GO): regulation of DNA-templated transcription
Molecular function (GO): histone acetyltransferase activity
Source: RefSeq, a predicted model, not a curated record
AUGCCUUCGGCAGUCCCCAUUGAGAAUGCAACUUCAGUCCUACAGGAAGGCUCACCGCACCGUUCGCGGCGCGUCUCUCUGCGCGUCUUGAAUCGAAAUAUCGGCCGAGUUGUUCUGGGAAAUCUUGCCUUUGAUACAUGGUACUACUCACCGUACCCUGACAAUAUAGUCCUUGGGCCCGACACAUCAACUGCCAAAUACACGCCAGGGUCUGCCGCGGACUUGCGCCAGGCUACCGCACAUGCCGACGGUGCAGGACAGCCACAGUGCGAGCGUUUGUAUGUAUGUCCAUGCUGCUUCCUCUACACUCCCAAGGAGCAUGAUUUUGCGCAGCACUUGGCAAUUCAUCGAACGCGACGCGAACAGGGCCUUGAGACCCAACCGCUGCCGGAGUCGGCGGUGAAAGUGUACGAAUGGGAGGGCCACGCCGUCUGGGAAAUUGAUGGCGAACGAGAAAAAUUAUACUGUCAGAAUCUCUCACUGUUUGGCAAAUUGUUUCUGGAGCAGAAAUCUGUGUUUUUCGACACAAGCGGCUUCAAGUAUUAUGUGUUGACCUACACGAAACCCGAGCCCAGUAUACCGGUGACAAAGGGCAGAGGUCGGAAACGAAGUUCGUCAGUGCUCGAGGAUGAUGUCUUGUACCAGAGCCAAGUGCUGGGUUUCUUCUCCAAGGAGAAUUUGUCGUGGGACGGUAACAAUCUAGCAUGUAUCCUGGUCUUUCCACCUUUCCAGCACCGACAACUGGGACAGUUGCUGAUGUCCGUCUCAUACAAACUGAGUGGAUGGGAAUGGGAAGGAGGGGUGAUUGGAGGGCCCGAAAAACCCCUGAGUGCGAUGGGCCGCAAGAGCUAUCUGAGGUUCUGGUCGGAGCGACUUGCACGGUUUUUCAUGGGGCAAAGCGCCGAUGCGGACGCCAAAAAGGUGUUUCACCAGAGAAAGAAGACCAUCCAUCCAAGGAGAGAAGAGAUGACGGUCAAAGAAAUCGGAGAGCGGACAGGGAUGCUGGGCGAAGAUGUCGUUGCUGCCUUGAACGAGAUGGGCAUUCUCAAAGUGGUCCCCUCCAAACGGAAAAACAGGACAUCAAGCGAAAUGAACGGAAACAACGCCCACGGCGAGGCGGAGGCGGAGCAAGAGAUGGCCACCAUGGUUAUCAACAGGUCGAAAGUGGUCGAGUGGGCCGCAGAGCACAAUGUCAACCUGACCAGCCCUGUCCGUGAGGAAGGAUUUUUGGGCGAAUGGGCGUUGAGUGAUGUCGACGAGUCUGGCGUUAGUGACGCGGAAGACGCAAAUGGCAAUGGAACUCUGGCAUAG